Messenger RNA from Cololabis saira (Pacific saury), 1096 nucleotides. RefSeq names its product caspase-3-like. NCBI's taxonomy places the organism in Eukaryota, Metazoa, Chordata, Actinopteri, Beloniformes, Belonidae. The record is from RefSeq and is a predicted model, not a curated record. The transcript has 4 exons. The coding region runs from base 104 to 916 and encodes 270 amino acids. Gene Ontology annotation, biological process: proteolysis. Gene Ontology annotation, molecular function: cysteine-type endopeptidase activity.
UCCAGCAGAUCAUUAACAGACCUGAAGACCUCCAGACUUCAUUACUGUUUACUUGGAGCUCAUCCAGUCUUAAUCCAGAACUCAUCCAGACUUCACCUCAACAAUGUCUCACAUGAGAACCCUGAUGACGGGGGACUGCAACAGGGCGGUGGUGGUAUCUGUGGCCCGGUAUGACCAUGACGUCCUGGAUAGGAGACCCGGAGUUGGAAGGGACGCUAAGAGGCUCCACCGGACCCUCAGCAAACUGGGAUUCAAGGUGGACCUGCACAGUGACCUGAGCAGCAAGGAAAUCUUAGAGCUGUUCCAACAAGAAAGCACGCGGCCUGUAAAGGACUGUUUCCUUGCUAUCCUUUCAUCUCAUGGGGAAGAGGGCUGCGUGUUUGGCGCCGAUGGGGAACCUGUCCAACUGUCUCGUAUCUUCACAUACUUCAACAAUGAGUACAUGGAGAAAAAGGCCAAACUGUUCCUCAUACAGGCUUGUCGUGGACAUGGUCUGGAUGACGGAGUGGAGGUAGACUCAGCAGAUGAUGCCACAGAUUGCAGCUUUUCCCAAUAUCUUUCUGCUCCAGUGGACACAGCUGUGAUGUACGCCACAGCACCAGGCCACGUAGCGUUCAGCCACCCCCUCGGAUCAGUGUUCCUGCAGACCUUCUGUGAUUUACUGGAGGAGAAGGGCCAUCGAAACCUGGAGCUGACACGCCUCAUGACCCGUCUGUCUCAUCGGGUCGCCUACACCUUCCAGGCCAGGGGUCGGGAGCUAAACGGGAAGAAGGAGAUGCCGUGUUUCCUGACACGCAUGACCAGAGAGGUGUUCCUAUUCAUAGAACCAGGGAAGGAUGGCAGCUCCUCCGGAAUCUCAGCCACAGCGCUGAUCGGAUCAGGAAACAUCAGAGCUCGUGCUCCUUCUAUCAGUUAGAUCAUGUCAACAUGCGUGACUACAUGCGUGUUGCCGCAAGAACUAGGGGGAUGACUUUCUGCAGAAAAGCCAACCUUGAAAUCUUUCAGCAUUUUUGCACAUUCUAAACAACCUUGUUAUGUAUUUACAUUUUUUAACCAAUCGCUGCUUUUAAACUUUAAUAAACAAACCUUCUACUGA